Messenger RNA from Penicillium brasilianum, 309 nucleotides. The record is from the annotation of a GenBank genome assembly. Lineage: Eukaryota; Fungi; Ascomycota; Eurotiomycetes; Eurotiales; Aspergillaceae.
AUGGAACAAGUUGAAGAAGCUGGCCUCGAAGAGCGCCUCAAGUCCGCCCUCUGGCUGUCCAUUGGCAAGAUUGUGGACGAGGAAACCAUCAAGCUAGGUGUUAAUGCAACACCUCAGUUUAUCGGUGCUUUGACGGAGAUGGUGUGGUCCCAAAUUGAAACCGUCAGCCAGGACCUGGAGUCGUUUGCCAAACACGCCGGGCGAUCGACUGUUAACGUCUCCGACGUGAUGCUGCUCGCCCGCCGCAACGAGGGUCUGGAUUCUAUUCUGCGUGCAUUCAUGGAGCAGCAGCGCCAGGAAGGGUCUUGA